This is a messenger RNA of Myxocyprinus asiaticus (Chinese sucker), 4637 nucleotides long. Its product is annotated as eukaryotic translation initiation factor 5B-like. NCBI's taxonomy places the organism in Eukaryota, Metazoa, Chordata, Actinopteri, Cypriniformes, Catostomidae. The record is from RefSeq and is a predicted model, not a curated record. The transcript has 25 exons. Gene Ontology annotation, molecular function: GTP binding; GTPase activity; translation initiation factor activity. The coding region runs from base 60 to 3680 and encodes 1206 amino acids.
CCGCACCGCACAGGUUACAGCCACACACAUAAUGGGGAAGAAACAGAAAAAUAAGGAAGAUGACGGUUAGUGGCUCUACUAUCAGGCAUGAGGAGGUCUUGUCAUUGGAGAUCCACCAGCUUGCCAAAGAUGAUGGUGUUGACAUCGAUGCACUUGCGGCAGAGAUUGAGGGAGCAGGAACAGCCAAGGAGCAGAGCAAAGCAAAGAGCAAGAAAAAGAAAGGAAAGAAAGACGACUUUGAUGAGGACGACAUCCUGAAAGAACUUGAGGAGCUAACAAUAGAAAACCAAGAAGUAAAGUCUAAAGAAGCAGUAAAAGAAACCGCAAAGAAAUCAGAUUCAGUUGAUGACACCGAACCAGAGCCCUCUCUGACUAAAGCAGACAAGAAGAAAGCCAAGAAGGGUAAGAAGGCGAACCUGGAGGAUGGGGAGGGUGAUGAGGAUCAGGGUCAGAACAACAUGGAAAACAACCACAAGAUGAAAGAUAAGAAGGCAGUGGUGACUCCUGCUCCUUCUGGUCUUGCUUCAGACUCUGAGGACGAGGGCUCACGGUCACGGCAAAAGCCCAAGGCCAAGAAAAAUGGCUGCCGAAAGGGUGUGUCUGACUUGGAGGACGACGAUGAGGAUGGUGGUGUGAAAAAGGGUGGAGGAGGGGCGGGUGACGACAAUGAAUCAGACGAUGAUUCCCAAGUUACACGCAAGAAAAAGAAAGGCAAAGCAAAAGCCAAGCAGGACAGCGAUGUAGAGGAAGGAGAAGAAGGGUCCUUCAAGAUGAAAACGGCAGCACAGAAGAAAGCGGAGAAAAAAGAGAGGGACCGGAAGAAGAAAGAGGAGGAGAGGGCCAAGCUGAGGGCCAAGAAAGAGAAAGAGGAAGAGGCCACAAAGGAGGAAGGGAAACCAGCUGAACAAACAGAGAGCAAAAAAGUUGAGGCAUCAGUGGAACAGGAUGGAGCUGAUGUCCAGGGAGAAGAAGAGGCUGAGGGGGACAAAAAGAAAAAGGACAAGAAGAAGAAGAAAGGAGAGAAAGAGGAGAAAGAGAAGAAAAAGGGCCCAAGCAAAGCCACGGUGAAAGCCAUGCAGGAGGCACUGGCCAAAAUGAAAGAAGAGGAGGAACGAGCCAAAAGAGAAGAGGAGGAGAGACAGAGACGACUGGAGGAGAUGGAAGCUCAGAGACUGGAGCAGGAGCGUCUAGAGGCCGAAAGGAGGGAGAAGAAGAAACAGAAGGAUAAGGAGCGUAAAGAGAGACUGAAGAAGGAGGGAAAGCUCCUAACCAAGGCCCAGAAAGAGGCUCGAGCCAGAGCAGAAGCCACACUGCGAGCGUUGCAGGCUCAGGGUGUUGAAGUGCCAUCCAAAGAUGCAAUGCCAAAGAAGAAGCCUGUUUACUCUGAUAAGAGAAAAAAGAAGCCAACAGCACAAACACCUGAAGAAACUUCAGAGGUGGCAUCACCAACAUCAGAGACACCUCAGCCAAUCACAGCAGAGAUGGAAGUGGACCAGUCUAAAGUAGAGCCAGUCAAGGAGCCAAAGGUGGAGACAGCUGAUUUAGAUGACUGGGAGGCAAUGGCCAUUGACGAAGAGAAAGAGAUGAAGAAGGUUCACAUCCAGGUCAAGGAAAUUGCUACAACUACACAAAAACCUGCUCAAGACCAAGAGAAUGGCAGCGAGGAAGAAGAGGAGGAGGAGGAAGAGGAGGACGAAGAGGAGGAGAGCGAGGAAGAGGAGGAAAAAGAUGGCAGCAACAAGACGGCAUCAAACAAAGCAGGAAAAGAGCCGAGUUCAGAGUCCAGUACCGAGACCGAAUCCGAUGAUGAUCGAAGCAAAGAAGAGAGACUUUACGACAAGGCCAAGAGACGCAUAGAGAAACGGAAGCAGGAAAACCUGAAGAACAUUAACCUGGACAAGCUCCGAGCUCCGGUAGUUUGUGUACUGGGCCAUGUUGACACUGGAAAAACCAAAAUCCUGGAUAAGCUUAGACACACACAUGUUCAGGAUGGUGAAGCUGGUGGUAUCACACAGCAGAUCGGUGCCACAAAUGUUCCACAGGAAACCAUAAUGGAACAGACCAUGAUGGUGAAAAACUUUGACCGGGAGAACGUAAAGGUUCCUGGGAUGCUCAUCAUUGACACACCUGGUCACGAGUCCUUCAGUAAUCUUAGGAACAGGGGAAGUUCUCUGUGUGACAUCGCAAUCCUGGUGGUGGAUAUCAUGCAUGGUCUAGAGCCGCAGACGCUGGAGUCCAUCAACCUGCUUAAGGAGAAGAAAUGCCCCUUUAUAGUAGCACUUAACAAGAUUGACCGUCUGUAUGACUGGAAGAAGAGUCCAGACACAGAUGUGGUGGCCACACUAAAGAAACAAAAAAAGAACACCAAGGAUGAGUUUGAUGAGAGGGUUAAAUCCGUUAUCGUUGAGUUUGCUCAGCAGGGUCUUAAUGCUGCACUGUUCUAUGAGAAUAAAGACCCUCGUACGUUUGUGUCCCUGGUUCCCACCUCGGCCCACUCGGGCGACGGGAUGGGGAACCUCAUCGCCCUGCUUGUGGAACUCACUCAGAGCAUGCUUGUCCGCAGACUGGCCCAGUGUGAUGAGCUCCGGGCCCAGGUCAUGGAGGUAAAAGCUCUGCCAGGCAUGGGUACGACAAUAGAUGUGAUCCUGAUCAACGGCCGUCUGCAAGAGGGUGACACCAUUAUUGUCCCUGGUGUGGACGGACCAAUCGUCACUCAGAUCAGAGGGUUGCUCCUCCCACCACCACUCAAAGAGCUCAGAGUUAAGAAUCAGUAUGAGAAGCAUAAGGAGGUGUCCACGGCUCAGGGAGUGAAGAUCCUGGGGAAAGAUCUGGAGAAGACGCUGGCAGGUCUGCCCCUCCUCGUCGCCCAUAAAGAGGAUGAAAUACCAGUGCUGAAGGAUGAGUUGAUCCGUGAGCUGAAGCAGACGCUGAAUGCUAUAAAGCUGGAGGAGAAGGGUGUGUAUGUCCAGGCCUCCACCCUGGGAUCUCUGGAGGCUCUCCUGGAGUUCUUGCGUACAUCCAAAGUGCCUUAUGCUGGCAUUAACAUUGGUCCCGUCCACAAGAAAGAUGUGAUGAAAGCAUCCACUAUGUUGGAACAUGAUCAACAGUAUGCAGUGAUCCUGGCGUUUGAUGUAAAAAUAGAGAGAGAUUCUCAGGAGAUGGCUGACAGUCUUGGUGUGCGCAUUUUCAGCGCUGAGAUCAUCUACCAUCUGUUUGACGCAUUCACCAAGUACAGAGAAGAUUACAAGAAACAAAAGCAAGAUGAAUUCAAGUACAUAGCCGUGUUCCCCUGUAAGCUGCGUAUAUUACCCCAGUUCAUCUUCAACUCCAGAGAUCCCAUCGUCAUGGGCGUCACCUUGGAGGCUGGAGUGUUAAAAACAGGCACUCCACUGUGUGUGCCCAGCAAAGGGUUUGUAGAUAUUGGUAUUGUUACCAGUAUUGAAAUAAAUCAUAAGUCUGUAGAUACCGCUAAGAAAGGACAGGAGAUCUGUGUGAAAAUAGACCCGAUUCCUGGAGAAUCUCCCAAGAUGUUUGGCCGACACUUUGAAGCUGUAGACAUCAUUGUUAGUAAGAUUACGCGUCAGUCAAUUGAUGCUCUAAAGAACUGGUUCAGAGACGAGAUGCAGAAAUCAGACUGGCAAUUAAUCAUGGAGCUGAAGAAAACCUUUGAAAUCAUCUGAACACAUCAGUGACUGUGACUGAUGCUAGAUCUCAAAUGACCCCCUGUGCACACAUAUACACACUAUACAUUGUGCACUCCUAAGAUCACCUGCGAUCACGGAGUCAUCAGUGUUGCUCCAACGUUUAAAGACAUUUGUACACAGAUACAACCUUGCAUAGUCUUGUUUUGGGAACUAGUUUCUUGUGUGUGGUCAGGGGUGAAUAUUCACACCACUCCCCUUUUCCCCUCCAACUUGUAUUGGGUGGUGGGGAGUGUUUAUAAAAUGAAAAAAAAAUAAAAAAAAUAGAAGAAAUGGAAGGAAAGGAAGAAAAAAAAAAUGUUUUUCUGUGAGAAACUGAACCUAUUCCCACUGUUUUAAACAGUGACAAAUGUUAGGAAAUGUUAAGACAACCUUUACAACUAUUCCAAAUGUGCCUGUUUUCUCUUAUCAAUCGAUUUUUCUUUAAUUUCAUGAAUUGCCCCUGUCAAAGUUGAGCUGCUGAUUUGGUCCUGAGAUCUGGUCUUAGAUUUAGGCUGAGGUUUAAAUCUAAGGCUAUAAUGCUUUCACAGAUGACUGCUGGAGGCUGAGAUUUCAUUAUUUUAAUAUAAAAAAUUAUUACCUUGUCAGUAUUCUCAUUUUUGGAGUGCAGAGUUCUUAAAGGUCCUUUUAAAAUGACCCCCCCCCCCCCAUCCAUCCUCCUCCCAGGCAGAAACCGUCUCUCUCUCUCCUCCUCCUCUUCCUCUUCCAGGUUUCCUUUGUACCCAGAUACUUUUACCCAGAGUGUCAACUUGGAAGAAAGGCAUCUUUUACUCAUUUUGAAUCGGAUAUGUCAAAGAAAUGGCCUAUUUAUAGAUUCUGUUCUCAUCUCAAAGGUUUUUGAUUUGGUAAUGAUGUAAACUGUCAAGAAAUGUCCAUGUCAUAUGAGAAAUUAAAUUGAAGGAUUCCACAAUAUUUACCAAUAAAUCAAGCGUUUUU